AGAAACAAGGCGCUAGAGAAUGUGGGGGAGUGAAAGCUCAGAGACGCAAACUAGGGAUUAGAAAUAGUUUUCCACGCUGAGCCAGUGGCAUUCGCGCGGGUUUAAGGAUACGCGCACCCCACCCCCCAGAUUUGUAGGUCUUUUAGGGAUCUACACCUACUGAGACUGAUAGUAACACUCAAGUAGGAAUCAAACUGUGUUCUUUCAGUUAGUUGCCUAAGAGCCUAGUGUAGAAGACAGGAAAUCCACAAGGUGUUAAAGUUUCGCUAAUUAGGAAGAGUUUUUGUGUUUUCUGUUAAACUCCAAGUUCUAGAGGGCUACAUAAUAAGGGCAAGUUACAGGACGCACGGGAACUGUGCACGCCACCCUGUCCCCAUUGAAGGGAAACUUUGGCGAAGUGAGAAUUGAUGGGGUGACGUGAGGUCUUUCGCGCACACACCGGGCUGUGGUUGCCUUUUCAAGUUCCACGUGCUUUUGGAGCUCCACGAAGGUUGUUUUCCAGCUUGUGCAUCCCCCAAGUGUGUGUCCCCAUUGUUUCUGGAGGUCCUCAGUUUGGGGGUACAUAUACUAGUCGCUGGGACCGGUCCAGUUAUCCGCAGCCUCCAGGUCUGUAACUAUAACCUCCCACGCUGCAAAAGCGCAGACACAUUCAGACACGAACACUCCCCGCCGGGUUCGUCACCUCGCGUUUACAUUUUUAUGGGACUGGACAAAAUGUCAGCUCUGUUUGGAAAAUGUCUCAGUCUCGAGGACUUUGUCCUGCAUACAAGUGCAGUCCCUAUAAAUGACCCUGUGUGUAUUUUGAAGUCGGCCGGGCCGCUCUCUGGAAAGCGUGAGUGAGCCAGCAGGGUUCUGUCCUAGACACACACCUUGCCCGGAGCGACAAUUCCAAGUUACUCACUGGAGCUGACAAGUCACCUCGGGGACAAGGAAGUCACCCAAGUGUCUGGAAAUCUUGGCCCCUGUGGAUUUGUCAUCCAAUGGAUGAUUCAAUUAGUUUGCUUCCAGUGAGGCACCUGUGUAAAGCAGGUGUGACAUGCAAAAGUUUGCAGAAAAACAAUGAAGGCGGUUCCUGGAAACUCUGAAGCCAUCUAGAGACAGAGCUUAUAACCCACACCAUGGAUAACUUAUUGGACUUUGCCUGAAAGGAGUCAUUAGUGCCAUUGGAUAUUUGACCAUCCUGGCCACAGGUUUUUCAGAAUGAAUGGAAGGUCAUGCGGCAUGAGUCUCCACCGGACAUCAGGAACCCCACAGGGGCCUGGGAUGGUCAGUGGCCAACAUAUUCCUCCCAUCCGAGCCCACUCGGGGACUCCUGGCCCCUCGUCCUGUGGCAGCACACCAAGCCCUGCUAUUGGAAGCCUUGUUAACAGCCUCCACCUCAAGAUGCCCUCAGGAGGAGGGAUGGCUCCUCAGAACACCCUGACUGAGAGCUCUAUCCACCUGCCUGCCCUGAGCCCCAGGAGACAAGUGCUCACCAAUGGGAAGCCACGAUUCCAGGUCACCCAGGCUGGAGGCAUGUCAGGGUCACACACUUUAAAGCCAAAGCAGCAAGAGUUUGGAAACCCUUUUUCUCCAAAUCCUGGGAAAGGGGCUCUUGGCUUUGGGCCUCAGUGCAAGUCCAUUGGAAAAGGCAGCUGCAACAAUCUAGUGGUCACCAGCAGUCCCAUGAUGGUUCAGCGACUGGGACCCAUUUCACCUCCAGCAAGCCAGGUCUCCACAGCAUGCAAGCAGAUCAGUCCUAGCUUACAGAGGGCAGUGAAUGCAGCCAACCUGAAUAUACCUCCUUCAGAUACCAGGUCCCUUAUUUCACGGGAGUCUCUGGCAUCCACGACUUUGAGUCUCACGGAAAGUCAAUCGGCCUUGAGUGUGAAACAAGAGUGGUCUCAGGGCUAUAGGGCUCUGCCUUCGCUUUCCUCCAACCAUAGCUCUCAGAAUGGUGUGGAUCUAGGGGACUUCCUUGGCCUUCCUCCCGGGACAUCCAUGUCCAGCAAUAGUGUCUCUAACUCAUUGCCAUCCUAUCUUUUUGGCAUGGAAAAUACCCACUCUCCUUACCCUAGUCCCCGGCAUUCAUCCACCAGAUCCCACUCGGCCCGCUCGAAGAAGAGAGCACUGUCCUUGUCGCCCUUGUCAGAUGGCAUCGGGAUAGACUUCAAUACCAUCAUCCGCACCUCACCCACGUCCUUGGUUGCCUACAUCAAUGGGCCGAGGGCAUCCCCAGCCAACAUGUCCCCGCAGCCAGAGGUCUACGGGCAUUUCCUGGGGGUACGCGGCAGCUGUAUCCCCCAGCCAUGUGCAGUACCUGGCAGCCAGAAGGGCGUGCUGGUGACCAGUGGUGGCCUGGCGCUACCGGCCUAUGGUGAUGAUGGGGUACUGGAGUAUGAGCGCAUGCAACAGCUGGAGCACGGUGGCCUUCAGCCCGGGCAGGUCAACAAUAUGGUGGUGCAGCAUGGCCUGCCCGGCCCUGAAGGCCAACCCUCUGGCAUGCUCAAGACUGAGCGACUGGAGGACUUCCCAGGUGGUACCCUGGAUCUGCCGCCUGCGCCCCCGCUCCCUCCCUUGCCACCGCCUCAAGGUCCCCCACCACCCUACCAUGCCCACCCGCACCUUCAUCACCCAGAGCUAGUGGCCCACAGCCAGCCACUGGCACUGCCUCAAGCCACCCUGGACGAUGAUGGAGAGAUGGAUGAUGGUGGGGGCAAGCACUGUUGUCGCUGGAUAGAUUGCAGCGCCUUGUAUGACCAGCAGGAGGAACUUGUGCGGCACAUCGAGAAGGUCCACAUUGAUCAGCGAAAGGGGGAAGACUUCACUUGCUUCUGGGCUGGCUGCCCUAGAAGGUACAAGCCUUUCAACGCCCGCUAUAAACUGCUGAUCCACAUGAGGGUCCACUCGGGGGAGAAGCCCAACAAGUGUACGUUUGAAGGUUGCAAGAAGGCCUUUUCAAGGCUUGAAAAUCUCAAGAUUCACUUGCGGAGCCACACCGGCGAGAAACCAUAUCUAUGCCAGCAUCCGGGCUGUCAGAAGGCAUUCAGCAACUCCAGUGACCGUGCCAAGCACCAGAGAACGCAUCUGGACACUAAACCUUAUGCUUGUCAAAUUCCAGGAUGUACCAAACGCUACACAGACCCAAGUUCCCUAAGAAAGCAUGUGAAGGCACAUUCUUCCAAAGAUCAACAAGCAAGGAAAAAGCUUCGGUCCAGCACUGAGCUCCAUCCAGACCUGCUCUCAGAUUGCCUCACUGUGCAGCCCUUGCAGCCAGCCACUUCUCCAAGAGACACUGCUGCUGAUGGCAACGUGGGAUGCUCUCCCGGGCCUGGGCCUGACCUCUAUCCGGCUCCCAUUUUCUCCAGCAAUCAUUCAAGCCGAAGUGGAACAGCUGCUGGGGCCGGGCCACCCCCACAUCCUGUCAGUCACCCUUCUCCAGGACAUAAUGUACAGGGGAGCCCCCACAACCCCUCCUCCCAGUUACCUCCACUCACAGCUGUGGACGCAGGAGCUGAGAGGUUUGUACCUUCUGCUCCAUCUCCUCACCACAUCAGCCCCCGGAGAGUUCCGGCUCCUUCCUCAAUACUGCAGAGAACACAGCCUCCCCACACCCAGCAACCAUCAGGUUCACACCUGAAGUCCUAUCAGCCAGAGACGAACUCUUCUUUUCAACCAAAUGGUAUCCACGUCCAUGGAUUUUAUGGACAGCUGCAGACCUUCUGCCCCCCGCAUUACCCCGACUCCCAGAGAACUGUGCCGCCUGGCAGCUCCUGCAGUGUGGUGCCUUCCUUUGAGGACUGCCUGGUCCCCACGUCCAUGGGCCAGGCUGGCUUUGAUGUUUUCCACAGAGCCUUCUCGACUCACUCAGGCAUUGCAGUGUAUGAUUUGCCUUCAGCUUCCUCAAGCCUUUUUGGGGAGUCUCUUCGCAAUGGGCCUGAAGACAACACGUUCUUGCAGAUCAGUGCUGUGGACCGUUGUCCUAGCCAGCUCUCCUCUGUCUAUACUGAAGGCUAGAAGCAUCCCUUGUCUCUGCUGCACAUCCAGAACCUUUUGGUUGCUUGCCACCUUUUGUUCUCAUACUCUGUUACAGAGUGCACGAAGAAGGAUGUCAACCAAAUCAGUGGGACCUGUAGGGUCACUGUCUUUGGAAGGCAGGACUGGAUGGUCAGAGCUGGCUUUACAAGAAUAUUUGCAGUUGCUCCUUUUUCUCUCUGGGUUUGCUGGACCAGGUGGCCAGCAGGACUGUCUUCUGAAAGGGAAUUUAGAGUCUCACUCUACUGGAUACCUGUUACUUCCUGGAUGUCAGCCCUCAAAGGACACCAAUGAAAUGAUGUGCAUAUGAAAAAGUAGUUUGGGGGUAACCCUUGCUGAAAACUCCAAAGAGGGAAGGACAGCCCAUUAGCAGGGGCAUAUCGAGCUGUCUCACCCAGUGUUCUCCCUCGUGGCUGCUGGGGCACAAGGAGGGAAAUCCAUUUCCAAAGCACAGUAUGGUCUUAACACAUGGCAACUCCCUCCCUGGGUUUCCCUCUUCUCUUAGAUAUUCUCAUGCUAACCGGUUGCUUCUCAGUAUUUCUCCAAUGACAAAAUAAGUUUUUAUAUGUCAGCUUUCUACUUUGUUCUUGGAUUUUAAAGACUUGUUACUUACAUCUUCUUUAAAAAGAAAAAAUUUAAAGGUUUAUUCUUUGGAUAGAAAUCAUUAUUAAUUCAAUCACCCAGUUACACUUAUUUUGCCACAGUAUGGCUCUACCUGGCCCCAUCCCAGGAAUAUUAGUUUUACAGUUAGCACAAGGCUACCUGAGGGAAACAGGGUAGGCUCUCUCUCUUUCUCUCUCUCUCUCUCUCUCUCUCUCUCUCUCUCUCUCUCACACACACACACACACACACACACACACACACACAUGCAUACACCUACCUGCUCCCAGUGCUAUAGCAGGAACCCUUCUGGGUUGACUGCUCAUUGACUUGAAAACAUUCAGUGGAAAAGGUCAUUUGAUUGAUCCCCCAUUGCCUGCACUCUGGUGUUCUGCCUGAGAUGUGCCAGAAAACAGGAGAACAGGAUGCACAGCAUCACAGCCAGGGUCCUCUUGGAAAACCAAACCAGGGAGGCCUGAUAUCCAUUUUAUUUGCAUAGCCUCUGCUCAGCUCCUUCAGGGAGUCCACUUCUGUCUCCUCUGUACUUGUUCCCUCUCUCUUUUUGAAGAAAUGCCCACCACCUGCCUUAUCCUAUCAACUCUUGGAGAAGUAGAGGAAAUGGUUCACAAAAGGUGGGCUGAGAAGGGAACCCUUUUUCAGAACUCUAGUUUAAAGGCUUGGAAUUUUUCACAGUGCAAUUGACAGUUUUAUAUCAAGCCUAAAUAGGAAGUAAUUUUCAGUGACACCUUUACAAAGGUAUUUAAAAGAUACUGUGUCCUAGGGCAUAGGCUGUAAAACUUGGCCAUACCCCAAAGAUUCAGUCCAUUACAAUAUUAUGGUACAUUCACAUUUCAAAUUUCUUUUUCUGUCUUUAAAAAAAAAUUUCUGAACAAAAGUGAAAUAAUGCUAUUUAUCCAACUGAGAUAAUUGCAGGCUUCAACAAGACAAUUAAAUAGCUCAUUGUCAGACUUGGGAUCCUGUGACAGUUUGUAUCCUGAUAGACAUGUCCCUCCAUUCUGGUUCCAAAAUCAGAAAUGUUCUACCUGAUCCCAGUAUUCAUUCCAACUCAUGGUGGAAUGAGGGGAAUAAAGAACCAAGUGUGGAUUCCAUUUUUUCAACACGGUUGAUCUAGUUUCUCCUGCUAGUGAGCUGUGUUCUAAGGAGAGCUAUCAUGCAGGUGUCCAAGUCUGCAAAAGAUGUAAAUUAUCCACUUUAUAAAAAUAUCUGCUGUGCUUUCCAAAAGGAUGCACAUCAAGCUUCCUUGAUAAGUGAGUUCUCAGGCUGCAUGUAAAAUCCCACCCUGCUACAAACUUGGUGGGUUGUGUUACUUGGCCUAAGCAAGGAAACAUGCAUGCUAACAUUGGCUCCGUCACUAGUAUCCCUCAUUUGUCCUCUGUCACACUCUGGAAAGAAGGGAAGACUCUGCUAUCUUUAGAGAGACCAUAUAGCUGUUCUUAAAUACUGAAGCUUUUACAAGUAACUCAAAAUGUAUUUUAUUUGUGUGAUGAGGAGAAAAAUGAUGUUAAGGCAUGGAUGGUUGUUAUUGCAGUUGAUGCUGUCAGCCCUGCUUUGUGGUUUAAUUAAUUUCAAGUAGAAAGGGGAAAGGACAAAGCAUGAUGCUGAACCUCAGAGAUCAGGGAUGUCAUAUACCUCUUUGGUUGAGAGGAGAUGCUGUGAACCAGGCUCUGGUCUCAUGGUGGUCUAUCACAGUGACCCUGAUUCUUCCUUGUCUAAGCUGGGUUUGGGGGGAUCCAAAGAAUGGCCAGGUGGCAGCAGCACCUGUAGCUCCUCCUUUCUCAGAAGGAUUUCAAGGCCUGGCCCCUAAGAGAGAUAUGUGCUGUCAGAGAGAACAUGCAAGGAGCAGGGCCCAGUAUGGCUCCUCAGAGUUUCUUGAUGACUGCAGGUUGGCAAUCAGGGCCUAGGACAUGACACAUUCAGGUUCCUUCAGACUACACAAGCUGUCCUUAGACUCCAGAAUUUCUCUGACUUAAAAUUUGUCCCUUGCUUCCUUUCACACUGCAGAAGAUUUUUAUGUACUUUCACCAGAAUUUUGUAUCAGUGAAAGUAGAACUUCAGAAAAUCAUUUCCUUCCAUUUACUGGCCUUUUUAAGUCUCCAUAUGUAGCCAUUUUCAUAAGCAUCCAGAGAUUGUCAUUCCCCUUUAAGAACAAACUAACAAACAAACAACAACAACAAAAGCGGUGCUUGUGAAAACACACACAGCCCCUUUGGCCAAUUAUCCUAUUACACUGAAAAAUUAAAAAAAAAAAAAUCAGUACACUUAGAGACCUCUAUUUCAUUUGCUGCAUUAUCUUGAUUCCCUAAAGGGACUGCAUCAAAAUGUAGCUUGUAAUUUAGCCUCUGAUCAGCAUUUAAAGAUUAUUUAAAUAUUUAAUGGGCUUGUCAGGUCUCUCCCUUUGCCCAUGUCUUCCCCAAAUUACAUAGGUAAUUUUAACAUGGAAGAGAAGUCUUCAGUAGGUCACAGCAUAGAUCCACUGAUAAUGGAGUGUUGGUUUUGUUCCAUUGUUUUUGAAUUAGCAGCUGUCAAGUACAACAAGUACACUGAUACCAGUUCUGAACAAGGAUAACUGUUCAACUCUCCCCUCAGAGAACCUGGACUUUUCCAGUUGCCACAAAGUAUUGGGAAUAGUGACUGUAAAUGUUCAGUGUAAUUAUUUGGUAUUUUAUUUGACUGUUUUGACCACAUCAUUUUAUAGCAGCAUUUCUUAAUGGCACUUUUUUUGGUGGUGUGGAAUUUCUGCAGUUACCUUCUUCUUCUUCUUUUUUUUCUUCUUCUUCUUCUUCUUCUUCUUCUUCUUCUUCUUCUUCUUCUUCUUCUUCUUCUUCUUCUUCUUCUUCUUUUUUUGCUAUGGAUAAAGCAAAAAAGAAAAACCAAACUCAUUGGAGAAAUGGUGAGUGUAAAAAAUAAGAGAUUUAUUUUGUAUAGACAGCAAAGCAUCCUGUGUAAUGUUGCUGACAUAAAGCACUUUGGGGGGAAAAAGUGGAAAUCUGUUUUCCAUAAAUCACACAGCUCUUGUACAUAGUUAUAUACACUCACGUAGAGAAGUGAACUGCGUAUAUCAUACUGGAUAUGGGGCCGAUUUUACUCUUGAGGCACAUCUGGUGCUUAUUGUCAUAAAUCUUUUAAAGAAUUAGGUACACUUUUUUUCUAUUAAUAUGUAUAGUUUUGUGAUUUGUCACAGUUAUGUUUCAUAUAAUCGUAAGUUAUUUUGUCUUGUUUCAUGAAGUCCUUUUUAUAUGUCAAAAGUGAAAUGAAGGGAUUGUGCACUUGGUACAGAAUAAAACUGGAAAUAGAGAAUACGCCCUCCUGCCUGAGAUCUCCUUUGGCAUAUUGCUUUGAAACACAAUGGCAGUGAGACUGUUGUUUGUUUGUUUAUUUUAUUAUUUUGUUUUGUUUUGCCAUCAGCCUCCUAUGUAUUGGGAUGGUAAUUAUAAUUAAAAGCAGAUGGGAGGGGGAAGGGUCCAAGGCCAGCUUUAAAAUGCCGCAUUGCUUUGGGCCAGAGCUGCAGCCUGGAUUUAAUUAUAGAUAUGAGGACGAAAUGGCAGUAAAAAUGAAUGUCUCCCCGAAUCCUUUACAUGUUGGGAGUGUCCAUAAAUAAAACAUGAAGUUUUAUUUCAUCAGAUUUAAUUAAAGCUUUUAUACAUGUUU
This is a messenger RNA of Marmota monax (woodchuck), 8283 nucleotides long. RefSeq names its product GLIS family zinc finger 3 (gene Glis3). The coding region runs from base 1201 to 3996 and encodes 931 amino acids. Gene Ontology annotation, cellular component: nucleus. Gene Ontology annotation, biological process: regulation of transcription by RNA polymerase II. Gene Ontology annotation, molecular function: DNA-binding transcription factor activity, RNA polymerase II-specific; RNA polymerase II cis-regulatory region sequence-specific DNA binding. Lineage: Eukaryota; Metazoa; Chordata; Mammalia; Rodentia; Sciuridae. The record is from RefSeq and is a predicted model, not a curated record. The transcript has 12 exons.